AUGCUCAACUUUCGCUCUCUUUUCUCCAAAUCCAAAUCCAAAUCCAAAAUCGCCAGCACAGGUUUUCUGCUUCGUACCGCCACUACAUCCCAAUGCCUCUACACCAACGUUACCACCCUCCACACUCCCGAUGCUAACAAUUCUCAUCAUCCAUUUUCUCGUCGCUAUUCUCACCGCGCCUUCUCAUUCUCUAAGCCACCUGCACGUGCCAGGGCUCCGACUUCUCGGACUUUCUGCGCCGCCUCGACUGACAGGGACUCCAUCGAGUACGACGUCGUUAUCGUCGGUGCCGGUCCCGCCGGCUUAUCGGCGGCGAUUCGCCUCAAACAAAUGUGCCGCGAAAGAAACGCCGAUUUGUCCGUCUGUGUCCUCGACAAAGGUGCCGAAGUUGGUGCUCACAUUAUUUCUGGAAACGUUUUUGAACCUCGCUCACUGAAUGAGCUUCUUCCGCGGUGGAAGGAGGAAGAGGCUCCGAUCACUACUCCUGUUUCUUCUGACAAGUUUUGGUUUCUGACCCAAGGUCGUGCAAUUUCGCUUCCGUCUCCUUUCAGCAACAAAGGCAACUAUGUAAUAAGUCUAAGUCAGUUAGUACGUUGGAUGGGAGCAAAAGCUGAAGAGUUAGGAGUGGAAAUAUACCCAGGAUUCGCUGCUAGUGAGAUAUUGUAUGAUGCAAACAACAAAGUUAUUGGUAUUGGAACUAAUGAUAUGGGAGUUGCAAAAGAUGGUUCAAAGAAGGAAAAUUUUCAACGUGGCGUUGAGAUCAAAGGGCGCAUAACACUUCUGGCUGAGGGAUGUCGGGGAUCAUUGUCAGAGAAAAUAAUGAAAAAGUACAACCUAAGAGAGAAGGGAGGUGCAGAACACCAGACAUAUGCUUUGGGAAUUAAAGAGGUUUGGGAAAUUGAUGAGGAAAAACAUCAACCUGGUGCUGUAAUCCACACUUUGGGAUGGCCUUUGGAUCAUAAGACAUAUGGAGGAUCUUUUCUGUAUCACAUGAAAGAUAAUCAAAUAUCUAUAGGCCUUGUGGUUGCUUUAAACUAUCAAAACCCUUUCUUGAAUCCGUAUGAGGAAUUUCAGAAACUUAAGCAUCAUCCUGCAAUUAAACAAUUUCUGGAAGGUGGAACAGUUAUCCAGUAUGGAGCUCGCACUUUAAAUGAAGGUGGUUUUCAGUCUAUCCCAUAUCCAGUUUUCCCUGGAGGAGCAAUUAUUGGAUGUUCAGCUGGCUACAUGAAUGUGCCUAAGAUAAAAGGAACUCACACAGCAAUGAAAUCAGGAAUGCUUGCAGCUGAAGUUACAUUUAGUGCACUGAAUGAAGGCCUAGAUAUGGAUACAUAUUGGGAUGCUUUGAGGAAUUCUUGGAUUUGGGAAGAAUUAUAUAAAUCUCGGAACUAUCGACCGGUUAGUGAAGCAAUUAAUUUCUAUUUUGGUUUUUAUUGUGUUCUUCCUUUGUUUCUGUCACUGCCUUACGUCCGUGCCUUUGAAUACGGACUUAUUCCAGGACUGGCCUUAAGUGGUCUGGAACAUUACAUAUUCAAGGGGAGACACUCAUUUACUUUGAAGCAUGGUAAACCUGAUCAUGAAGCUACAAGUGCUGCAAGGUUGCAUUCUCCAAUUCACUAUCCAAAGGCUGAUGGUGUCUUGUCCUUUGAUGUACCUUCGUCUCUGCACAGGAGCAACACAAAUCAUGAGCAUGAUCAACCUCCUCAUCUUCGUUUGAGAGACCCGAAAACUCCCGAACUUAUAAAUUUACCGGUGUAUGCUGCACCUGAAUCGAGAUAUUGUCCUGCACGAGUAUAUGAGUAUGUUGCGGAUGAGCAGAAUCAGAUGAAGUUGCAAAUUAAUGCACAAAAUUGCUUACAUUGCAAGGCUUGUGAUAUCAAAGAUCCAAAGCAAAACAUUGAGUGGACAGUGCCUGAAGGGGGUGGAGGCCCAGGAUACUCCGUCAUGUAG
Messenger RNA from Sphenostylis stenocarpa, 1947 nucleotides. NCBI's taxonomy places the organism in Eukaryota, Viridiplantae, Streptophyta, Magnoliopsida, Fabales, Fabaceae. The record is from the annotation of a GenBank genome assembly.